Empidonax traillii (willow flycatcher) is the source of this 5750-nucleotide messenger RNA. RefSeq names its product cell migration inducing hyaluronidase 2 (gene CEMIP2). The transcript is spliced from 25 exons. Lineage: Eukaryota; Metazoa; Chordata; Aves; Passeriformes; Tyrannidae. The coding region runs from base 191 to 4336 and encodes 1381 amino acids. The record is from RefSeq and is a predicted model, not a curated record.
AGCCCGCGGCCUCCCGCCGUGUCCCGGGCGGGGAGCGCCAUGCCGCCGCCCUGAGCGCGCCAGCGCCGGGCCCAGAGGCACGGAAGAAUCAGUGGGAGUUGUACAUCAUCCCAGCCCUUCCAAGAAAAGAGGGUGUGUGGUGAUGAAUGUGCCGUGGUUUUACUACAUAACAGCUUAGUGACUUUAUAACAUGCAAGACACUGAUGCCAGGGGGAGCUCCCCUGCAUUCCUCCGGCCUCAGAACGGGAACAGUCACAGAUCUUCGGGGUACAUCCCAGGGAGAAUUGCCCCUCUCCGUCCCCCGCCGCCCUCACAGAGCCAUGCUGCAGCUGAAUUUACCUCAGCCAGACAAGAAGCCCGGACAAGACUUCCGUCCCUACCAGUGGAGCAGCACCGCCGACAGGCAGAAGCCAACAGGCAUAAAAAUACUCUUAUUUGCUUUGCCAUUUCUAGCCUUUCACUUUUUGUUGCACUGGGGAUUUUUUUGGGAAUAGCUUCAAAAUACGCUCCAGAUGAGAAUUGUCCUGAUCAGAAUCCUCGUCUUAAAAACUGGAGCCCUGGAAAAGAUCCUGAAAAACGAGUUUUUAUCAAAAAAGGGGAUUUGUUUCGUCUGAACUCAGAUGCUACAGUACACUCUAUAGUUAUACAGGAUGGAGGUUUACUUGUUUUUGCUGAUGAUAAAGAAGGUUCUAAAAAUAUUACCUUGAGAACUCGAUUUAUCCUGAUAAAGGAUGGUGGAAUGCUUCAUGUUGGAGCAGAGAAAUGCCGCUAUAAGUCCAAAGCAACUAUUAUUUUGUAUGGGAAAUCAAAUGAAGGUGCUGAUGUGCUAGAAUUUGGUGAAAAAUUUAUUGGUGUGGGCCCUGAAGGAACACUGGAGUUGCACGGGCACCAGAAGGUGUCAUGGACUUUUCUGUCAAAGACUUUGUAUUUCUCAGGGCUGGCCUAUGGUCCUUAUACAUUUAAAAAGAAUUUUUCCCGAGGACUAAAUGUUAGAGUGAUCGAUCAGGACACAGCAGAAGUUUUGGAAGUGCUGAAGUUUGAUACUCACGAAUUUUCAGAAGAAAGCUUGAAGCUCCAGAACUUACUGAAAAAUGGAAGUCCUGGUCGCAUUAUUGCUAUUGCUGUAGGAGAUUCGGCUGCUAAAAAUCUACUGGAGGAAACCAGAGUGACUAUUCAAAAUCUUUUGGGAAGUAAGUUUGUCAGAGGAUUAAGUUACAGGCAAGCCUGGGCUUUAGUUGGUGUUAUAGGUGGUGGAAAUUCUUCCUGUAAUGAAUCAGUGAGAAACUAUGAAAACCACAGCACUGGUGGGAAAGCUCUUGCUCAGAAAGAGUUUUUCACAGUGGACGGUCAGAAGUUUGUUGUGAGAGCUUACAGCGAAUGGAAUGAUGGUGUCCCAGUUUCAGGCUUCCAGGUGGAAGCAGUAGGUGGAGUAAUACUGAAUCUUCUGGAUGAUGCUAGUAGUUGGGAGCCUGGAGACCGGAUUGUGGUUGCAAGCACAGACUAUUCAAUGUAUCAGACAGAGGAAUUCACCCUUCUUCCCUGCCCAGAAUGUACCAAGCAUCAGGUUAAAGUCAAAGAAAAUCCUCAGUUUCCUCAUGUAGGAGAAGUUAUUGAUGGAGUGGACAUGAGAGCAGAAGUUGGAGUUCUUACAAGAAAUAUCUUAAUAAAGGGAGAGACAGAAAAUACCUGCUACCGUGAAAAGGAGUGUCAGUUCUUUAGUUAUGAUACGUUUGGUGGACAUAUCAAGAUUUUGAAGAAUUUUACAUCUGUUCAUCUCUCCUACGUGGAAUUGAAGCAAAUGGGCCAGCAGCAGAUUGGAAGUUAUCCUAUUCAUUUUCACCUUUGUGGGGAUGUGGAUGAAAAAGGAGGUUAUAGUGUUAAAACUUACCUGGAAGGUCUUUCCAUUCAUCACUGUUUUUCCAGAUGUGUGACUAUUCAUGCAACUAAUGGCUUGCUGAUAAAGGACACCAUUGGCUACGACACUCUAGGUCACUGUUUCUUCAUAGAAGAUGGCAUUGAGCAGAGGAAUACUUUGUUCCACAAUCUUGGGCUAGUCACAAAACCAGGCACUAUUCUACCUACAGACAGAAACAGCAGCAUGUGUAUUGGUAUUAGGGAUAAAGUGUAUGGAAACUACGUCCCAGUGCCAGCCACAGACUGCAUGGCAGUUUCGACAUUCUGGAUUUCUCAUCCCAACAAUCAUCUUAUAAAUAAUGCAGCAGCAGGCUCACAGGAUGCUGGAAUAUGGUAUUUGUUCCAUAGGGUUGCUACAGGAGAUUCUCAUAGUUUAGCCAUUGAAACCAAAUCGGAGCUUACACCCCUAGGAAUCUUCUAUAACAACAGGGUUCAUUCUAAUUUUAAGGCUGGUUUGUUUGUUGAUAAGGGUGUUAAAACAACUAAUGCUAGUGCUGAUGAUCCCAGAGAAUAUCUUUGUUUGGACAACAAUGCAAGGUUUCGACCUCAUCAAGAUGCAGACCCUGAAAAGCCCCGAGUUGCUGCUCUGAUUGAUAGUUUAAUCUCUUUCAAAAACAAUGAUCAUGGAGCCUGGGUCAGGGGAGGGGAUAUCCUCAUUCAAAACUCAGGGUUUGCUGACAAUGGAAUAGGUUUGACAUUUGCUAGUGAUGGGAGCUUCCCGAAUGAUGAAGGUGCCAGCCAGGAGGUAUCAGAGUCACUGUUCAUAGGUGAGAGCAAGAAUUACGGGUUUCAAGGUGGCCAGAAUAAAUAUGCAGGAACUGGAGGAAUAGACAACAAGACACGCACUCUGCCUAGAAAUCGGACAUUUCCAAUCAGAGGCUUUCAAAUUUAUGAUGGACCUAUUCACCUUACCAAGUGCACAUUCAAAAACUUUGUGCCAACUCCAGACAGAUUUACCAGUGCAGUUGGAUUCUUGAUGAAAAAUCCAUGGCAGAUGACACCAAAAAAUAAUAUUUCUCUUGUGAAGUUUGAUCCAAACGUUUCUUUGAAAGCCUUCUUUGGAAAACCUGGUCCCUGGUUUGAAGAAGGAGAUCUGGAUGGUGACAAGAACUCAAUAUUUCAUGAUCUAGAUGGUUCAGUGACUGACUACAAGGAUACCUAUGUGGGCAGAAUGGAUAAUUACUUGAUUCAACAUCCCAAAUGCAUUAAUGUUACAGAAUGGAAUGGAGUAGUUUGCAGUGGGAACUAUGCACAGGUUUAUGUCCAGACCUGGAAUGGACAGAAUCUUUCCAUGACUAUCAUCCGAGAUGAGUACCCAGCCAAUCCCAUGGUUCUUCGAGGUAUUAAUCAGAGAGCUGCCUUUCAGCAAUAUCAGCCAGUAGUGAUGCUCCAGAAGGGCUAUACAAUACAUUGGAAUGGAAAAUCUCCAAACGUCACCUAUCUAUAUCUCAUUAACUUCAACAAGAAUGACUGGAUUCGUGUUGGUCUUUGUUACCAACCAAAUACAGAUUUUGUUAUAGUUUUGGAAACCUUUCAGAGGCGGUCAUCUGCUCUGUCAAGCAAGGUAGAGCGCUACCUGCCUGUCUCUUCGAUGAUGGAGCUUGAAAAGAAUCGAUCAGACAAGAAGUUUUACUUUGACAACAGUACUGGAUUACUGUUUUUAUUUCUUCAAGCCAAAUAUAAUAGGGAUGGUCACAGUUAUUGCUCAUCUCAGGGAUGUGAAAGGAUCAAGAUUGUGACCAAAGAUUCAGCAAAAGGGAGAAGUAACUGCAUGGCAAAAGCUUACCCAAAGUACUACCAAGGACCAACUGUCAUAAAGCAGAUGCCAUCAAAAACUACUGUACCAUGUACAAAAUGUGGCACAACUCAGAUGGUAUUCACCAGUGAUCCUCAUAAAAACUACCUCCUUGUGCAGAUUAAUUCAUGUGAUGCAAAAGAGUCAAGCAAGGGUCAGCAAGCAUUUAUAUCUGUCAAUGACACCAUGUUUUCCUUCAAGGAUAACGGUAUACUUACUGUUAUAAUAGAUGCGUGCACUGGCACAGUGUUGGGAAACAAAUUGUUUUCUGGAAUAGACAUUAAGCAUGUAGGUGGAUAUUUAAAAUCUGGAAUUCCACAAAGGUCUAUCGUUCUAUUGAGCACAAGAGGUGAUUUAGAAAUUCCUAAUAAUUUAGCAGAAGCCUUAAUGUCCCUGGGGACAGCGAAACCACCUUAUCUUCAGAGCAACGGAAGCCUGGCCUUCCUGGGCUUCAGAGGAAACUUUAAGCCAUCCUGGAUUAAGCUGUUUACUGGUCCUGCUGGGCAUGGGCUCGUUCAGAUAGAAAAGUAUAUCCCUUUACAACUGGAAGAAUAUGGCUGUGCCAGAGCAAUCAAAAGCCGACGGAAAGACCUCGAGCUUCUGAAGAAGGCUACAAGAUCUCAUUAAAGACUUAAGAUGUACAUAAAAGCUGGGGAAAAAAAUGUGAACUAACUUAUUUUUUAAUUUAUGGCAUUUUGAACUAUAUUGUUAUCCACGUAAAUCAUGUUAUUGUCUGACAGAUGUUUGCCAGCAUUGACUGCUUGAAUGCCAAUCUGUGCACCUUCUAGUUGUAUAAAAUAUUAAAGAAUUUAUUAGUAUUUGUAUAAACAGGUUUCAGAGAUUUUUCAGAUGUUUGUAUUUACUGUAAACAAGUUCCUUCUGUUUAUUACUUCUUUUGUAUGUAAGACAGUGUUCAUAAAAGCCUUAAAUUUUUAAUAACAGGUGUUGGAGUGCAUCUUGGGUUACUUGAAUAAUUUACGUUAACGCUUCCAUAAGCAGCUUGAAUUGGUCAUUAUAAUUUACACAUUUUCCCUCAGCUGUUUAGGUGGGGUUUUGGGCAUUUAUUUAGAAGUCAGCUUAGUUACAUUCUCAGUCUGCUUUCUAGGGUGUUAAAACCCAAUUUCCCUUAUGCAUGUAGCUGAUUCAAGGGGUUUUAACUGCAGUAAAAUUCUUGCUUUCCUGUGUGAGAGAUGGAGGGGAGAAUUUAAACAUCCAGCCUGGGGCUGGGUGAGGGUUGUGUACCAUGCAACACAGUUUUACAGGGCUAUGUGUACCAGCAUGGCACGCAGAACAGGAAAUUACUACUGUUCUUUAGGAUCGUUGUUUAUUAUUCCCCCUGAAUACACAGGUGUCUGUGAAAGUUACUGUAGUAAGUAGUCUAGAUGUUAAGGCUGCAGUCUGGAGUACAGCUUGGCUUCAGCUUAGUCUCUUAAAGCUUGUAGCUAGAAGGGCAAAGCUGAGAUACUGUUAUUCACAAUUUGUUAGGAAACUAAGUUUCUGCUCUUUCAGUGAUAUUUUUUUUUUAAUUAUUUGUUAGGCUAUCCCAGCUUUAACUUAUACAUAAACAGAAAGUGCUCUCAGUUCAUUCAGGCAUAAAGCUUCGGUUCAUUCAGGUUAUAUCUUUUGCCUUAACUUUGAUCUUUUUAGUAUACUCAUGUUAAUUCUUAUUGACUUCAUAUUAGGUCAGUUUGAUUUCUUAUGGUUUUGUUGCAAUUAUGUGGCCCUUUGUGCAGAUGGUGUGAAAAUCAUUUAGAAGAACAGGGGCACAGCUGCCCUUUUUCAGGUUCCUGGUCUUUGAAAUUAAAAUUCGAGGACUGUAGAGAUGCAUUUUCUAAUAGGGAACAAUAGGUGCCAUAGAGCUAAAAUGUAACCCUAGUUCUAAUAAAACUGACAUAAUUCUUUGUAUAUUUUCUCAUUCAUUUUACGUGUAUCUACCAUUCAGAGACUCUUUGUGGUUUGAAUUCAAAAUGCAGUGGCUGUUGCAAAUGAGCUAUAGGCCUGUCCUCUCCAAAGAAGUUGAAAAACUGUGGGGAUUUUUUUU